Amaranthus tricolor (Joseph's coat) is the source of this 2171-nucleotide messenger RNA. Its product is annotated as RNA pseudouridine synthase 3, mitochondrial. Bases 505 to 1959 code for a protein of 484 amino acids. The record is from RefSeq and is a predicted model, not a curated record. Gene Ontology annotation, molecular function: pseudouridine synthase activity; RNA binding. Gene Ontology annotation, biological process: pseudouridine synthesis. The transcript has 9 exons. NCBI's taxonomy places the organism in Eukaryota, Viridiplantae, Streptophyta, Magnoliopsida, Caryophyllales, Amaranthaceae.
CCUCAUAACCACCCCUUACAGUGUCCUCCAACCACCACCCCCACGUUAUUACAACCACUAGUCGGGCUAGCUCCCCUGCAUCCACGGCCACAACCCGACAAGGAUGAACAUAUAUCCAAACUCAAAUCUAGUAGCAAAUUCAAGAGACUAUAAAUAGUCAUGAAUCGAAUCUAACUAAAUCCGAACCUAAACUCAUUAAUUUUCUGUAGCUCCAUAUUCAAACUCAACCGAUUAGUAUAACUCAACAUCACUUUCACCGACAUAAGACGAAUCUACAAUGAUGUAAAAAUUAUUCCAAAUACAAUACUCAAACUUAACCCAACUCCAAAAACCUUAUUUGAAAUUGUGUGAUACCUUUGGCUGCCCUGCAAUUCAAAUGCGAACAACAAACUACUCAACGGCGUAACCCCACAUUCCCACGCCCUGAAUUUCCCGCAAACCCCUACACACUACCUGCCGGUGAUAUCCCCUCCGCCGCUGACGGUUGUUACUCAACACUCAACAAUGGUUGUCAAUUUCCGUCGGAAAAUACGGUUAUCUCAUCAACUGAUGAACAGGCUGAGACACUACUCUCGAAUAUCAACGCCAAGACCUGUCGGACCCGACCCUGUGAUUCGGGUUGUGAACAAUAUAGCUCAAUUGGGCAGCCGGAAGGAAGGGCCGAAGCCCCGUCAGCUUCUCUCACUCCCAAGUUUUCCCUCUGAGCCUUUACCCGCAAGGUGUUUGACGAAAUGCGCCAAUGAGAAGAAAAGUGCCCGUGUCACUGCCAUCAGUUGGGUCAAGUACUACUUUGAUGGAGUUCGUGAUUCAAUUAUCCAAUCCCAUUUCAAUAAAAACCUUGUGCAAAUGGAAGAUCCGUGUACGGAAGACUCGUCGAGCAUCACAGGGAAGAAAUCCAUGAGAAAGAUUAAGCACAAUGACGUCAUGAAGGCAGGUGCAAGAAUCUAUGUGCCCGUGUCGAUCGCUGAAAGUAGGAUUUCAAAAAGAUUUGAUCCCAUACCUUGUGGAACUUUGAACCCAAAUGCUGAUGAAAUUGCUUAUUUGCAAAGGCUUGUUAUGUACAAGGAUUCUGCUAUUAUUGUGCUUAAUAAGCCUCCAAAAUUACCCAUGAAGGGGAAUUUGCCUGUUCAUAACAGCAUGGAUGCUUUAGCUGCUGCUGCAUUAACGUAUGAUUAUGAGGAAGGUCCGCAGUUGGUACAUCGUCUUGACAGAGAAACUAGUGGUAUCCUUUUGAUGGGGAGGACCAAGGAAAGCGUUUCUUACCUUCAACAACUAUUUACCAAUGUUAAUGCGGCUAAAACAUCGUGUCUGGCUUGGAAUGAUGCAUGUACUGCAACAUUCAUGAGAUAUUGGGCAUUGGUCAUUGGCUGCCCCACAGAAAAGGAAGGUGUAAUACGUGUUCCACUCACAAAGAUUUUUCGACAGGUGCUUCUCGAUGAUGGAAAAACCGAGAGGAUCAUACUGGCUCAUCCAUCAGGUGUAGAACCUUCUCAAGAAGCUGUGACCGAGUAUCGAGUUCUCGGUCCUAUGAUCAAUGGGUGUUCAUGGCUCGAACUACGCCCACAUACUAGCCGAAAACAUCAGCUUCGAGUGCACUGUGCUCAAGCACUCGGCACGCCCAUUGUGGGUGACUACAAGUACGGUUGGUUGGUGCAUCGGAAAUGGAAGCAGACACCUCAAGUUAACAUCGAGCCAUUGAGCGGAGAGCCUUACAAGUUGCGACGACCGGAUGGUUUGGAUGUUCAAAAGGGAAGUGUUUUGUCGAAAGUUCCAUUACUACACCUCUAUUGCCGAGAGAUUGUUCUCCCGAACAUUGCCAAAUUCCUCGGAGUUUUAGAACAACGAUCCACAAAACAUCACCCCAAGCACAAUGAGAAGCCGGAUGUCCUUCGUUUUGUUGCAUCCAUGCCUUCUCACAUGAAAAUUAGUUGGAAUCUCAUGUCCUCAUAUUUAGUGUAAAUCUUGCUGCACUUCAAUCUGUACUUGUUACUGUAAAUAUAUCCUGUUAUUGAUUUUAGCUUUGCCAAACAAUAACUAUUUUAAAUAAAAAGUCUAACAUUAUAAAUGAGUUAAAUAUCUUUCAAGUUAUUCAAAGAUAAAUGAAAAAGGAAACCUUUAAAGCUGAAUUAAAAUUUCCUAAAAACAAUAAUUUGUCGAUUAUUAUCAUGAAU